GGAUAUUUGGAUAUCAUGUGCUAAAGGUGUCCCGUUUUCCCCACUCUACUAUUUAUCAACGGAACUGUAGAUUAUUAAUGCAAACGUUAUCAAUCUUAAUACUUCCAACUUGUUCCAUAGUUGCACAAUAUUCACCGGAAGCGUUUAAACGGCUGAAAUAGGAUUCGUCGAGUCAUUGUAGUGAGGAAUGCAGCGACCGUGACCUACCGAUUGAGGAUAUUUGGACCCCGGCAACUUACAUGGAAAUUGUUCAUAAAGAGUUUGUAAACCACAAAGCGUGGCCGCAUCGUUUGGAAGCAAGGGGGCAUGUAUAUGCUGAACUUGAGUACGAAAAGAAAGAAUGGUAUACAUGGAAGUCUGUGGAGGGGAACCUGUUCAUUUUUUCCGUGAAAGUAAAUGAAGAAAAUUUACUUUACAUGGUGGUAUCAAAACCUAAAAUUGGAUCGCAGAAAAUACAUAUCGUUAACGGUGUAGAGCCAUGCGCAAACGAUGCACUUGAGUCGGAUCCACGGGUGUUUGAGUAUAUUAAUUUACCGCAUUCGGAAGGGCACGUUUUGUACAACCGCGUAUCCAAGAAGUACAUUGGUAUAAACAAUCAUAACGCUCUGAUUCCAGUAAAACAAGAACAACGGGCUGCACAUUUUAUAUUAACUACUCCGCUCGAAGCAAAAAAGGAGCAGAAACAAGAGGAAAACGUGGAAGUGGAACUGAAGCAAUGCGAAACUGAAUUAGUAUUACAGCAAGUAGAAUAACGCCCGAGCAUGUUUUGUUUUUAUACCACUUUAUUUACCAGUCUUGUUUCUGUGCAUUGUGUAAAAGUAAUGUUUAUAAAUUGAGGGCUAUGCCUUGCUUUAAUCAAUACUUUGUCAAUAAACUACAAAACUUUCGAAACGA
Messenger RNA from Ciona intestinalis (vase tunicate), 894 nucleotides. The record is from RefSeq and is a predicted model, not a curated record. NCBI's taxonomy places the organism in Eukaryota, Metazoa, Chordata, Ascidiacea, Phlebobranchia, Cionidae.